GGGAGAAAGAGGGACGGAGAGAUUAACCGCACUGUACACAACUGUUGUUUUAAUCCCCCUUGAGAGGAUAGGCUUAGUAAAACUACGGGUUUGAAACCCAGCAGCCAUAUUGCAUUGGCACUGCAUUGGAAAGCAGUAUAUCAUCUUUAAUUAUUAUUUUAAUUACAAAUAAUUACAAAUGUCUCGUUAAGAGAGUGUUCAAAAAGUUAUUAUACUCGACUUUUGAAAAUCGCCACUGCGUAGUCUUGGGCCAGAGUGUCCAAUCUGUUUUACGUUAGGAUAUAGCAUUUCAUAUUUUCAGACCCGCACAGUGUUCUUAAAGUUUCCAAGAUGAAAGACCGUUUGGAGCAACUCAAAGCGACGUGUGACACGGAUGAUGCGGACGAAGUCGAGGUUGCCAUAGACAACGCUGCAUUUAUGGAUGAGUUCUUCUCCCAGAUUGAAGAGAUCAGGACGAGCAUCGACAAGAUAGAUGAGAAUGUAGCUGAAGUCAAGAAGCUCUACUCUGUCAUUCUCUCAGCCCCAACGUCAGAUCAGAAAACGCAGGAUGACUUGGAAGCCGUCACCAUCGACAUCAAAAAACUGGCCAACAACGCUCGCAACAAAUUAAAAAGUAUCGAGCGAAAUCUGGAGACGAAUGAGGAGAGAGUGUCGGCCGACAUGCGUAUCCGAAAAUCUCAGCAUGCCGUUCUGUCCAGGAAGUUUGUGGAGGUGAUGACCAAGUACAAUGAGGCUCAGGUGGACUUCAGGGAGAGGAGCAAAGGCCGGAUCCAGAGGCAGCUGGAGAUCACUGGUAAAACUACAACUGAUGAAGAGCUGGAGGAAAUGCUGGAAGGGGGAAAUGCAGCAGUUUUCACUGCAGGGAUCAUGGACUCGGGCAUCUCCAAGCAGGCGCUGAGCGAGAUCGAGGCUCGGCACAAAGACAUUGUGCGGCUGGAGAGCAGCAUCAAGGAGCUGCAUGACAUGUUUGUGGACAUCGCCAUGCUGGUGGAGAACCAGGGUGGCAUGAUUGACAGGAUCGAGAGCAAUAUGGACCAAUCAGUGGGCUUUGUGGAGCGGGCGGUGGCUGACACAAAGAAAGCGGUCAAGUUCCAGGCAGAAGCUCGCCGGAAGAAAAUGAUGAUCAUGGUGUGCUGUGUGAUUCUGGUCAUCAUCCUUGUCUCUGUGGUGUACAGCUUCGUCACAUAGAAACCUGCAGGGAUUCAGAAGUCCCCUGCAUCCUGCCUGGAUUACAAGAACAAUAAUUUCAUUGAGAAAUGAGUAAUACACCAUUAGAAGAGAGAGAGAGACAUGCCUAUCUGUCUGUAAUUUCUCUCUUUCUCCUUUGAAAUUCAGUCACUCACCUUGACCAUCUCUUACCUUAUCUCCCCUCCAGAAUGGACAUUGGUUCUCGAUGUUAAAGACAGGAAUCGCACCACGUAGUUUAUAAAUAAAUUAUGACCGAACUCACAUCCUCAACAAAAAUACACAGAGAUGCCGUAGUGUUGUUUUUUUAAGGUAAUUUAGCGACAGUGGUGAUGAUGGACCUUUGUAUUUGAAAGAUUUGCGCGAAACAGCGUCCUCCACUGUAUUCAGGACAUUGUUUGAAUAACAAGUCGCCACAAGAUUCAACCUUUCUUUUGUUACGAGUUUGCUAUUGCAGAGAGAUGAACACUCACGAUGCUGUUGACGUUAAAGCCAAGAUGAGACUCAGCCCCAGGGAUGCUCUUAAACUUCCACAGUCAUAGUUAACUGCGCUGACUAGCUACAUUUAUCAGCAUUGCAAGGGUUAAUAGAGAAAUGAACAGACAUCUCUGUGUGUGUAAGUUUGUGUGCGUUCAUUCCCCUAUAUAGGCUAGCCAUUCAUUUGUAGCGCUGUCAUAGGUAGAAUGUUUAUACCGGCCUUUUUAUUUUAUUAUGUACAUGUAUGUUUCUGUAGCGAUGUCUUUCUGCUGAUGAUCCUUGUUAAAAAUUAAAAAAAAUCCACUUUGA
This is a messenger RNA of Anguilla rostrata (American eel), 1971 nucleotides long. RefSeq names its product syntaxin 3a (gene stx3a). NCBI's taxonomy places the organism in Eukaryota, Metazoa, Chordata, Actinopteri, Anguilliformes, Anguillidae. Gene Ontology annotation, molecular function: SNARE binding; SNAP receptor activity. Bases 331 to 1188 code for a protein of 285 amino acids. Gene Ontology annotation, cellular component: endomembrane system; presynaptic active zone membrane; SNARE complex. The record is from RefSeq and is a predicted model, not a curated record. Gene Ontology annotation, biological process: exocytic insertion of neurotransmitter receptor to postsynaptic membrane; synaptic vesicle fusion to presynaptic active zone membrane; intracellular protein transport. The transcript has 11 exons.